Molecule: messenger RNA, 4026 nt
Organism: Artibeus jamaicensis (Jamaican fruit-eating bat)
Lineage: Eukaryota; Metazoa; Chordata; Mammalia; Chiroptera; Phyllostomidae
Gene: RAB43
Product: RAB43, member RAS oncogene family
Exons: 4
Coding region: 293-841 (182 amino acids)
Biological process (GO): regulation of exocytosis; protein secretion
Cellular component (GO): trans-Golgi network
Molecular function (GO): GTPase activity; GTP binding
Source: RefSeq, a predicted model, not a curated record
UACUGGGGACCGGAGGGUUAGACUGGUCUGGCGCGGAGCUGAGGGCCCCUGGCGAGUUUCGCCGAGGGUUGGACAGUGAGGGUAGGGCAGUGAAGUCAGGGCGGAGCCCAGGCAACGGGAUUCGGGGUGGCCGAGGAGGGGCGAAGAACCUGCUGGGGUUGGGUGGAGGCCGACGAUCGGUGGCGCUGCAGCUUCAGGUGUCCGGGAGGCUCCACGUCGCCUGGCGCCUGCAGCUUCCAAGAGCCCAGGCGGUUCCCAGCGCCCGGAGCCGGCCUGCGGUUCCCGCGAGGACAUGGCUGGGCCGGGUCCGGGAGACCCAGACGAGCAUUAUGAUUUCCUGUUCAAACUGGUGCUAGUGGGCGACGCGAGCGUGGGCAAGACGUGCGUGGUGCAGCGCUUCAAGACCGGCGCUUUCUCGGAGCGCCAGAGCAGCACCAUCGGCGUAGACUUUACCAUGAAGACGCUGGAGAUCCAGGGCAAGCGAGUCAAGCUGCAGAUCUGGGACACAGCUGGCCAGGAGCGAUUCCGCACCAUUACUCAGAGCUACUACCGCAGUGCCAACGGGGCCAUUCUUGCUUAUGACAUCACCAAGAGAAGCUCCUUCCUGUCAGUGCCUCAUUGGAUCGAGGACGUGAGGAAGUAUGCAGGCUCCAAUAUUGUGCAGCUGCUGAUUGGGAACAAGUCAGACCUUGGUGCGCUCCGAGAGGUCCCUUUGGCUGAGGCACAGAGCCUAGCAGAGCACUACGACAUCCUGUGUGCCAUUGAGACGUCUGCCAAGGACUCAAGCAACGUGGAAGAGGCCUUCAUGAGGGUGGUUGAGAAAGCUUCUGAGUUCCAUUGACUGAAUGAGGAAGGCCAGGAGCCCUGGAAAUUCCAGAUGGGCCACCCUCCAGACACUUGCCAACCACUUUUUCCAUAGAGAAGAAAUACCUGUCGUCUGAAUGUUCUGCUCUCAUCAAAUGCAAGGCAGCCCCAAACCCACAUGUACCCCUUGAAAGAAAAACCCAUAACUGGGUCCAUCUGAGCUGGGCACCCCAUACCCAUCCCAGAAGCUCUGAUGUGGGCCAGGCUGUCCCAAAGGCCCUACCUUUCCUCUGCCCACACCAGGGACUACCCAGACUCUGGGGAAAACCCACAGGUCCAGUCAUGGACUUUAAAACAGGGAAACAGAUCAGGGAUCCAGAGAAUCCCUGCUCAAAGCCCCCCACUGAAUUCACUCCUGAGCCAUCCAGCUCUCAGACCAGUUCUCCCGCCAAGGCUCCACUCCCAGAGCUCCAAUCUCAACCCUUCUCAGCACCCUGCUCACAUUUGCCCAGGAGCUCAGCUAGGGGUUGGGGGAUCAUCAGAACUUCUUUCAGAGAAGCCAGGACACGAUAUCCCUCCCCAGUUAUGUCCCCUCUCCUCAUCCUCACAGGUCUCCUGUCACCUUCUCCAUGCAGCUACGCCCCACUCCACUAAGCCUCUGCCUGACCUGACUCAUGCCUCUAAUCUCCACACCUGACUAUAGGUCACAAACUAACCAGGUUGCCCACUUGCUCAGACCUCUAGACAGCUCCCUGCUGCUCUCAGUCUCCUUGAGGAGGGUCCCCAGAACCACCCAUGCCCGAAUGCAUUCCCCCCUGACACUUGCCACCCAUAGCCACACAUGACUCUGCCAUUUCCAUCCAGACUGUGCUGCUUCCAGGCAGGCAGACCAUCUCCGACCAAACUCCCUGCUGUGUAAUGGGCUUCUUCAAGCUCCAGCACUUCCUGUUCACAAACAGCCCCAGAUAGGGCCCCAAUCCAAAGGACAGCUUCCUGGUCCUAAUACUCCCAGACAUUCCCAGGACCCCUCUGAGAAUGGGGAGGUCCCCCCUGCCACUGUCCUAGAGGUUAAAGUCUCUGCCGUCAUUUCUCCCCACUGAAAAGACUCAGCUUGGAUGGUGGGUUUGGAUCCAACUGGUGCUUCCUGGACAUCCAAGGUGUACUUUCACACAGGCUGCCUAGAAGGAGCAGUAAGGAUGGCUCUGCCCACUGAGCUCAGCUCCCAGACAGAGCCGGGAACUAGUCCCAGCCCUCCCAUACCUGGGCUGUGUGUUUGGGGACUCUCCCCUGAUGUGAUUCCAAACCUCAUGUUCUAAUGCAACCAUUACCUCAGUACACAGAGCCCAGGGAACAAGAAGCUACAGAUAUGGAGGUUUCCCUUUCAUGUCAAAUUCAAAGCUGCUCUUCAUCAUCACAGUGAUGCUGGUAUCUACCAGUGAGCUGGAGGGUCUGUGUGCUGGGCUGAGGGGACUCAGGAGAUAAGUGGCCAUCAGGAAGCAGGGACUUGGGAGAGGGUAUCAGGAGAGGAGGUGUCAAGAGGCCCACAGAUUAGCUCCUGGGAGCUUGUUGAGUGGGGCCAGCAUGCUCUAGCUUUCUGUUUAAAAUGAGGCUCACAGGCCAGUAGCUGGUAUUAUCCAAGAGCUUGUGGAAAAUAUAGAAUCUUAGCAUCUACCUCAGGGUUUCUGAGUCAGAAUCUGAAUUUUAAUAAGAUCUCCAUGAGUUUUGUGUGCAUGGUACAAUUUGUGGAACACUGGUCUAUACAGCCUGCCCAUCCCACCAGGGUGGUCUAAGGGCAGGCCUUAACAUUUCAGAAGUUUUUAGGUUUUUCCUAAAGAAAUCCUAAAAGAUCUUGCCUAAAAGAAAUCCUAAAAGAUAAAUGCAGACUUGGUAUGUAGACCUCAAGGACAAAGGUCUGGUGUUUUGCUUUUUGACAAGGCUCAGGCUCUGACUCUGACUAAGAUAGACAGAGAAAGGGCCUAUGGCAACAGUUAGUGGGAUUCCCUGGGUCAGCCUAAGACAGUCUUCUUUCAUUCAAAAACUAACCCUAUCUGACAACAUUUGAAUUGUCAUCUGUGAUAGGGGUUUUUGUUUUUUUCUGGAUACCUGACCACUUCAAGCUGUAUACAACCCCCUUUUCUCCAGAAAACAUGUAGAUUCAUAUAUAGACCCAAUAUUGCACAAAUCAGGGGUUAGCAGACAAUAGGGUAAAGGCUGCCCAAUUUCCACGUCUAGGAUCUUCAAACUUUGUGGAAUGGUAACAGCCAGUCUGAGAUGAUGGAGUCUGAUAUUUAUUGAGAAGUUUCUAUACUACUUCACAAGAGAGUUUAAGCACCUUGCCUCGUAAUGCCAGUGGUGGAGAUAAGAUCUGAACCCUGGACAUGAGGCUCGGGAAUAAUGCCUUAAACCCUUGAAAUCUUAUGAGGGAACCUUGGGUUUUGUGGGUGAGACUGUGGCUGCAGCAACGAUGACCAUGUACUCAGGUUUAGAUUUGACAACAAGGACAUGAUUCUAAGUGGAUCUUUCUUAAAAUAGCACUCUGUGUGGUGAAUCUAUCCAAGGAAUGAAUCAUAAAAACAAUAAAACUUCUAUUCACAGGAAUAUCAGUGGCAGCCUUAUGUGGCCAAAAACAGGGCCAUAUACUAAACCUGACAAGCUCAGAGGAGGCCUGCAUGGUGGAUCUUACAAAUUCAGAGGCGGAAAGUAACCACAUAGGAUGGUCUGAACAUAAAAAAUUCCUAACUGAAAGUGAGUUGUGGCAGGUAGUUAUGUCUUAGGCCUGCAGCUUCUUUGAUAAAGGUCAGUGUUUAACUUAAGUGAGCAUGGCUGUUGUCUUUGUGCAUCUAAGAUAACAUACUUUUGAAAUGUCAGAGUAAUCUCUUCCAGUUUCCUCAGGGCACAAUGUAGGCACUAGAGCUGGAGAGCACAGAACCCCUCAUUGUUAUCUUAUCCCCUGCAUACCAUCUUUGUGUGCUGUAAAUGUUAAUUAUUAAGUGUCACCCAAGAGAAGUUUGUGUCUCUUCAUUUUACUUUUUUUCCAGUUCCAGAGAUUUUUCUGCUUUGCUUUCUCCUGCCCUCUUAAUUUACCCAAUCUAACUAACUCUCCUUUUAUUGUAACAUAUAAAGUAAGCCAUAAAACUGCCAUUCUCCAGAGUAUUUUCCCAAUCUGUUGAGAUUUUGCUUUCCAGUGAUUGUCAAUUCGCUCAAAUAAACUCAUAAAAAUUC